AUGCGACUGCCAUCACUAGUGCUGACCCUCCUCGCGGGGGUCGCCGUGGCUGCCGACGACACCACCACUUCCUCCGAGUCGGUGUUUACCAUGGACGGCAGCGUUGUGACGGUGACCCCGACCUCGGUUCCUGCUCCCUCGGGGGAAUAUCUCACCUUCGGGUCGACCAUCAUUGUCAGCAAUGACACUUCUAUUGCGCUAUCUGCAGAUGCUACCGCCACCACCACGGGCAAUGCCACUCUAGUCACUCAGACCUCCGACGGGGUGACCGUGCUGGUAGGCGGCCACGGCACAACUACCCUCGGCAAUGGUACGGCCAAUGCCACUGCGACGGCCUCGUCCUCGCCGUCGGCGUCGCCAGUGCAAAAUACUCAGCCCUGCAACGACUACCCGGAGUUCUGUAAUCGCCAGUAUUCCAACAUCACCAUGGUGGCUGCGCAUAACAGUCCGUUCGUGCGUCCGGGCAACGCGGCUUCUAACCAGAUGUUCGAUGUGACAUCGCAGUUGGACGAUGGCGUCCGCAUGUUGCAAUUCCAAGUCCACCUGCAGAAUGGCACGAUGUAUCUCUGCCACACCAACUGUGACCUGCUCAAUGUCGGCCCGCUCUCAGAUUAUCUCGACACAGUCGCCAAAUGGCUGAGCCAGAACACCUAUGACGUGGUCACGUUCCUCAUGGGCAAUUUCGAUUAUGUGCUUCCCGGCAACAUCACCGACGUGAUCGAGGCCUCGCCUCUGAAAGACUAUAUUUAUACUCCACCCAAGAUCCCCAUGGGUCUGGAUGACUGGCCAACGUUGGGGGAGAUGAUCAUCACGGGGAAACGCGCAGUGUUUUUCAUGGACUACGGAGCCAAGCCGAAGGAGUAUCCGUGGCUCAUGGAUGAGUUCUCGCAGAUCUGGGAGACGCCCUUUUCGCCGACGAACCGCAACUUCCCCUGCACGGAGCAGCGACCGCCGGGCCUUUCGCGUGAGGAUGCAGAGAAGCGCAUGUAUAUUGCGAAUCACAACCUCAACCUCGAGCUGAACUUUGGCGGUCUGAGCAUGCUCAUCCCCAAUCUCGCCGACAUGGCUGAGACCAAUGCCGUCUCGGGAUUCGGCAGUCUGGGCUGGAUGGCCGAGAACUGUACCAAGGAUUGGAACCGCCCGCCCAAUUUCCUUCUGGUGGAUUACUACAAUUAUGGAAACACCAACGGCUCCGUGUUUGAAGUCGCGGCCGACAUGAAUAACGUCACCUAUAACGGCAAGUGCUGCGGCAUGAACUCCGCUGCUGCGCAUGGAGUGUCUGUCGCCAGCGUUACGUCCAUGCUGGUAGUGGCUGCAACUGUACAGCUUGUGAUGAAUGUGUUUUAA
Penicillium riverlandense is the source of this 1347-nucleotide messenger RNA. RefSeq lists its product as uncharacterized. NCBI's taxonomy places the organism in Eukaryota, Fungi, Ascomycota, Eurotiomycetes, Eurotiales, Aspergillaceae. The transcript is spliced from 3 exons. Gene Ontology annotation, biological process: lipid metabolic process. The record is from RefSeq and is a predicted model, not a curated record. Bases 1 to 1347 code for a protein of 448 amino acids. Gene Ontology annotation, molecular function: phosphoric diester hydrolase activity.